AUGCCCACUAUCUCGGUCGACAAGGCCGCUCUCUUCAAGGAGUUGGGCCGGGAAUAUACCACAGAGGAAUUCGAUGAGUUGUGCUUCGAGUUUGGUAUCGAACUUGACGAAGACACCACCAAUUCCGACCGACCCAUCGUCAACGGCGUGCAGGAGCCCCCGCAGCUUAAGAUUGAAAUCCCCGCCAACCGAUAUGAUUUGCUGUGCUUCGAGGGCAUCCAAUUGAUGCUCAAUAUCUUCUUGGGCCGGAAACCCUUGCCCGAGUAUAAGUUGGUUCCGCCCCCGAACGGCCAGCUCCAGGAGAUUAUCGUCAAGGAAGAGACCACUCAAAUUCGCCCCUACGUCUCCGGUGCUAUCCUACGAAAUGUCAAGUUCGACACGGCUCGCUACGAGUCCUUCAUCGCUCUCCAGGACAAGCUUCACCAGAACUUGGCCCGUCAACGAACCCUCGUUUCAAUCGGUACCCAUGAUUUGGAUACCGUUCAAGGGCCUUUCACUUACGAGGCUCUCCCUCCCAAGGACAUCAAGUUCACCCCGUUGAACCAGACCCAGGAGAUGAAUGGCGAGGAAAUGAUGAAUUUCUACGAGAAACACCAACAGUUGGGUAAAUUCCUGCACAUUAUCCGCGAUUCCCCUGUGUACCCCGUCAUCUACGAUUCGAAGCGGACUGUCUGCUCCUUGCCCCCCAUUAUUAACGGCGACCACUCCAAAAUUUCCGUGAACACCACCAAUGUUUUCAUUGAGAUCACUGCGCUUGACCGAACAAAGCUCGAGAUCGUGAACCGUAUGAUGGUCACCAUGUUCUCUCAAUACACUUCGGAGCCAUUCACUAUCGAGCCCAUCAAGAUUGUCUCCGAGCACAACAACGAGACUCGCAUCACCCCCGACCUUUCUCCCCGCACCGCCGAGGCCGAGGUCUCUUACAUCAACCAAUGCUGUGGCCUGAACCUCACUGCGGAGGACAUCAGCACCCGACUGUCCAAGAUGGCCUUCCGGGCCAAGCCUUCUGCCACCAAGCCAGACAUCGUCGAGGUCGAGAUUCCCCCGACCCGUGCCGAUGUCCUUCACCAGUGCGACAUUAUGGAAGAUGUCGCCAUCGCUUACGGCUUCAACAACCUCCCCCGCUCGUUCCCCAGCAAAUCUGGCACCGUGGCCCAGCCACUCCCCGUCAACAAGCUGACCGAUAUCAUCCGUAUGGAGGCCGCCAUGGCCGGUUGGUCUGAGGUUCUCCCUCUGAUCCUGUGCUCGCACGAUGAGAACUUUGCCUGGUUGAACCGCAAAGACGAUGGCACCACCGCCGUCAAGCUGGCCAACCCCAAGACUCUGGAGUUCCAGAUUGUCCGCACCAGUCUGCUUCCUGGUCUCCUCAAGACCAUCCGAGAGAACAAGGGCCACAGUGUGCCCAUGAAGGUCUUCGAGGUCAGCGAUGUCGCCUUCAAGGACCUGACUCUGGAGCGCAAGAGUCGCAACGAGCGCCACUUUGCCGCUGCUUGGUACGGAAAGACCAGUGGAUUCGAGAUUGUGCACGGUCUCUUGGAUCGUGUGAUGGCCAUGAUGCGCAGCGCCUUCAUCAUCGGCGAGGAGGGUCUCGAUAACGCUGCUUCUGGUGCUGCGCAGUACUGGAUCAAGGAGCUGGAUGACCCCACCUACUUCGCCGGCCAUGCCGCAACCAUCCACGCCCGUAUUGGUGACAAGGAACACGUCAUUGGUACCUUUGGUAUCCUUCAUCCUACCGUGCUGGAGAAGUACGAGCUUAAGUACCCCGUCAGCACCCUGGAGAUCAACAUCGAGCCUUUCCUUUAG
This is a messenger RNA of Penicillium pulvis, 1803 nucleotides long. Its product is annotated as phenylalanine--tRNA ligase subunit beta. Gene Ontology annotation, cellular component: cytoplasm; phenylalanine-tRNA ligase complex. Lineage: Eukaryota; Fungi; Ascomycota; Eurotiomycetes; Eurotiales; Aspergillaceae. Gene Ontology annotation, molecular function: phenylalanine-tRNA ligase activity; magnesium ion binding; RNA binding. Gene Ontology annotation, biological process: phenylalanyl-tRNA aminoacylation. The record is from RefSeq and is a predicted model, not a curated record. Bases 1 to 1803 code for a protein of 600 amino acids. The transcript is spliced from 9 exons.